This is a messenger RNA of Zymoseptoria tritici IPO323, 1398 nucleotides long. RefSeq lists its product as uncharacterized. Gene Ontology annotation, cellular component: peroxisomal membrane; peroxisome; peroxisomal importomer complex. Gene Ontology annotation, molecular function: protein binding. The coding region runs from base 1 to 1398 and encodes 465 amino acids. Gene Ontology annotation, biological process: protein import into peroxisome matrix, docking. The record is from RefSeq and is a predicted model, not a curated record. The transcript has 2 exons. NCBI's taxonomy places the organism in Eukaryota, Fungi, Ascomycota, Dothideomycetes, Mycosphaerellales, Mycosphaerellaceae.
AUGGCCUCACCGCCCAAGCCUUGGGAAAGAGCUUCGGGAAACCAACAUCCCACUGACUCACCUUCAGCGGCCAUCCCAUCAUCCACAAUCGCGACCACAACAACACCAUCCAGCACAUCCUCCUCCGCCGCCACACCAGCACUACCCGCACGACCAGACGCUCUCAACCGAGUCGCAUCCCAAACAGCAGGCGCUUACUCCUCCUCCCCAUACAAUCGCACAUCACCUUACUCCUCCCCAUACGGCGGCGGCAUCGGCACCGGCCUGGGUGGGAUUGGCGGCAUGUCCUCCUACAGCUCGCCCUACUCCCGCUUCGGCGGCAUGGGAGGAGGCAUGUACGGCGGAGGAAUGGGAGGGAUGUAUGGAGGUGGAUACGGCGGCAUGGGAGGCUAUGGUGGAGGGAUGUACGGCCAACCAGGCAUGAUGGGACCCAACGGACAAGAUCCCAGCUUGACGCAGACGUUCAGCAACAGCACGCAAGCCACAUUCCAAAUGAUCGAAUCCAUCGUGGGAGCAUUCGGAGGUUUCGCACAAAUGCUCGAGAGCACGUACAUGGCCACCCACUCCUCCUUCUUCGCCAUGGUCAGCGUCGCCGAACAAUUCGGCAACCUCCGCCAAACCCUCGGUUCCGUCCUCGGAAUCUUCACAAUAAUGCGGUGGAUCCGCACGCUCAUCGCCAAACUCACGGGUCGUCCUCCACCCGCUUCUUCCUCCGACCUCACACCCGCCGCCUUUGCCUCUUUCGCAGGCACACCCGGCCCCGACGGUGCUCCCGCCAAACCAUCCCGCAAACCCUUCAUCUUCUUCGUCGUGGCCGUCUUCGGCCUGCCCUACCUCAUGGGCAAACUCAUCCGCUCGCUUGCAGCCAGCCAAGAAGCCGCCGCUGCGCAACAGCAAGGCCAACUCACACUCGGUCCCGACGGCCAGCCCGCGCCCAUGGACCCUUCCAAACUCGACUUCUGCCGCGUCGUGUACGACUAUACACCCGCCACGCAACCCGGCCAGCCCUUCCAAGAAGGCAUCGACCUCGCCGUGAAAAAGGGCGAUCUCGUCGCUGUGCUCAGCAAGUCCGACCCCAUGGGCCAAGCAUCCGAGUGGUGGCGUUGUCGCGCACGAGAUGGAGGCGUGGGAUACCUGCCAAGUCCAUAUCUGGAAACGAUCCAGCGACGGCCCGCGCAGGGACAGAUCGCAGCGAAGAGUGCGAGUGAGAAUGGGAGUCGGGUGAAUACCAUGACGAGCGGCAGUCUGGGUGAGAGUCGGGCGAAUUCGAUGAAGAUUACGGAAAGGGAGAAGGCGGAGGUAAAGAAGGCGGGGAAGGAGGCGCCCCCGAUGUUGCCGGUGGGGAAAGGGGGGGAUGUGCCGGUUGAGAGUUUUCAGAGGGGGGCUUUUUACUCAUGA